AUGUCCAAAAUCGCCAGCACCGAUAGCAGCGAAUCUCGCCAGCGGACACACACCCAUCUUCGUAUUCAAGACCUAGAAGAAGGCAGCAUCGAGCCUAAACAUAGUCCUGGCAACCUGUUAUCUGCUGGAGCAGAAUCCCGCCGGAGUAGGCUCAGCAGUAGCCGUCUACAGGAACUCGGUCAGGAGCUUGGCGAGGCAUUCAAAUUCCAAGAAAACAAGGAAGAAUUGGUUAAAUUUUGGGAUCAAUUUACGAGGAAAGGGAAAAGGAAUAUCGGAGUCUUGGAAAGUUUAAACGCCAUAUUCUGGUCAUCAUGGCUCAACAUAUUUCUGUUCUUCAUCCCGGUUGCUUGGGUUUCUCACUUCUUGCACUGGAAUGAUACACUUACAUUUUCCCUCUGCUUUUUUGCAAUCGUUCCGCUGGAGAGACUCUUCGAUUACGGGGGAGAGCAGAUGGCCUUUUAUCUUGGGAAGGAGCUGGGAGAUCUGGUUGUUGUAACGCUCAAUAAUGCCGUAGAAGCCACACUCGCUAUCAUCCUUCUCAAAAAAUGCGAGUUAAUAUUGUUGAAGUCAACUAUCAUCGGCGUUGUUAUUCUACAUCUAUUACUUGUACCUGGCACAGCGUUCGUCAUUGGGGGAGCACGGAUAAUUCAACAAGACCUGCAUCCUCAUUCAACUCAACUCAACCACUCCCUUCUGACUCUUGGGGUCCUGAGUUUACUUAUCCCGGCAUCUUUUUUCUCUGCUAUCAGCGGUGCGCUGGAUGUCAACAAUAAGGCGGCUGUAGUGACAGCGGUCGAUGACAACACUCGACACAGUUUCUUGCAGAUGAGCCGAGGCCUUGCGGUAUUAUUGCUCUUCGUUUACCUCUGUUCUCGGAUCUACCUCCAUAACCCUCCUGGCGAUAGUAAUGACCUCACCCGUGUCACUGUUUCUGAAGCACCCGAAGAAUUCAAGGAGCACGUUGCACAUUUGAGAAACGAUGACCCGGAAGUAAAUCAAUGGGUGUGCAUGUUGAUGCUUGCCAUAUGCAUCGCGUUUAUGGCUACAACGGCAGAAUAUCUUGUCGAAUCCAUCGACUUUGUACAAAAAAGCCACAGGAUCAAAGUCGAGUGGUUCGGCCUGAUAUUGCUGCCAUUUGUAUCUUUUGCAGCAGAUGGCACUGUCGCUGUUGUGUAUUUUGUCCGAUACAUGUUUAGACACAUCUUCCACGAGCCCACUCCCCCGACUACUUUAGCCAAAGGAGAGGCUAUUGACCUCAGCAUCCAAUUUACGUUGUUCUGGAUGCCCCUUUUGGUCCUCAUUGGCUGGUGGACUGAUAAACCACUGAGCUUACUCUUCGAAACUUUCGAAGUGGCAGUCCUGUUGGGAUCCUGUUUCCUUGUCAACUAUGUCACUGCGGACUCCAAAACAAACUGGGCUGAAGGCAUUGCCAUGGUCGCUUUCUACCUAAUGAUUGCUGUAUGUUCAUGGUUCUAUCCAGGCCAGGUAGAAAUCAAACUUCUGUCGACUUGUAACAGUGUGCAGGCAGCGAUUGAAGAGUUUGCGGCCACUGGGCUCGUGGAAUAA
Messenger RNA from Psilocybe cubensis, 1566 nucleotides. RefSeq lists its product as uncharacterized. The record is from RefSeq and is a predicted model, not a curated record. Gene Ontology annotation, biological process: calcium ion transmembrane transport; intracellular calcium ion homeostasis. NCBI's taxonomy places the organism in Eukaryota, Fungi, Basidiomycota, Agaricomycetes, Agaricales, Agrocybaceae. The transcript is spliced from 11 exons. Bases 1 to 1566 code for a protein of 521 amino acids. Gene Ontology annotation, molecular function: calcium:proton antiporter activity. Gene Ontology annotation, cellular component: fungal-type vacuole membrane.